AUGUGGGUAACUGUACAUGACAUUGAUGACAACCCAUUUGAGAGCUCUUUUGGGCUUCAAGCCAAACGCUCUGGUGUAUGGACACACAGAAAGCUGACAAGUAUGACAAACUUUGUUCAGUGUACACACACACACACACACAGAAAGCUGACGAAUUCGAAAAAACUUUGAAUUUACAUAAAGCAACAUGAAGGCAAUUAUGAAGUCAAGACUAUGAAUAAUAUUCAUAUGGCGCAGGUGCAGAAAAUGUAAAUAACAUUUGUGCAUAACAAUGAGAGUAUUAUAAAGAAACAGAAAGCUGAGUUUAACAACAAGAACAUUGACACCUGUGGAAACAUUUGCAAAAUUGUAGUUUAUUUUUUGCUGUAUAUGAAAAACAAUUAAACAGCAUUUUGUCGUUGUAUGAGUUGAUAAGUUAUAAGCGAUCGAAUAUCUAAAAAAAAAUUAUGUUCAUGUAAUGAGGUGUUUAUGAUCAUCGACAAUAUUCUUCAGCUGUAAAGGAAAAAGAUAAAGUUCAUUCCAAAAAUUAUGGAUAAUUUCUUCACAAAGUUAAGGCAACAAACUAGAGGCAUAAUCGAUAAUCGAUCAUUUAAUGGAGGAAACUCAAGAGGUGGCUCUCCUACAACAAAUUCACCUCAGAAGCUAAAUCCAUUUGGCAUGAGCUCUCAAACCUCAAGAAAUCAUGCAAACAAAAGAAACAAAAUUAUUCUUGUCAUUGAUACGCCUGAAACUGACUGGACAUCAAUUUUCAAACUUCGACAAUCUUAUCAACAUUUAGAAGGCAUAAGAGUGGAACAAGCUGAAUUUUCAGAACUUAAUCUUGCAAGUUAUUCUGACUCUGGUACUGUUUUUGACAUCCAAGUGAAACGUCAAGGAACUAUUGUCGUCAGGUCUUUCCGUCCUGAUUUUAUUUUAAUACGUCAAGCAGUUCGAGGUAUUAGCUCUAGUGAAGAUUGGAGGUCUCUAAUAUUUGGAAUGAAAUAUGGAAAUAUUCCUAGUAUAAACUCUUUGGAGUCAGUGUUUAAUUUUCUUGAUAAACCAUGGGUGUUUGCUCAUCUACUUCAAAUUCAGAGAAAAUUGGGAAAAGAGGUCUUUCCUCUCAUUCCACAGGCAUAUUAUCCAAACCACAAAGAAAUGUUGAUAACGCCGAAAUUUCCGGCGGUUAUAAAAGUUGGUCAUGCCAAUUCGGGUUACGGAAAGGUGUGUGUCCAAAAUCACAGAGAUUUCCAAGACAUCUCAAGUCUUGUUGCUGUUGCUGACACUUACGCAACAACGGAACCUUUUGUUGAAGGAGUAUAUGAUGUUCGAAUUCAGAAGAUUGGAGAAAACUACCGAGUUUUUAAGAGAAAAUCUUUGUCGGAUAAUUGGAAAACCAACAUGGGUUCAGCCGUAGUUGAAGAAAUUCAACUCACAGAACGGUAUAAGCUUUGGGCUGAUGAGAGUGCAAAGAUGUUUGGUGGUUUGGAUAUUCUGUGUGUAGAAGCAAUACAAACUAACGAUGGGCAAGAGUAUAUCAUUGAGGUCAAUGAUACAGGAAUGAAAUUAUUCAGUGAAACCAAAGAUGAAGAUACAGUGCGAAUUGUUGAUUUGACUCUAAAACGUUUGAAAGAAAAAUUUCCACCCUUAUUAGAAACCACAAGUAGUAAAAUUGCAUGAAAAUCUUUACAGUCAGGUAAAAUGCAGAUGUAGCUACAAGGUGUCAAGGAAUUCAAAUUGCAACGCACCAAUAUAUCUUUAACAUACUUUAAAA
Molecule: messenger RNA, 1750 nt
Organism: Xenia sp. Carnegie-2017
Lineage: Eukaryota; Metazoa; Cnidaria; Anthozoa; Malacalcyonacea; Xeniidae
Product: synapsin-2-like
Exons: 11
Coding region: 529-1656 (375 amino acids)
Biological process (GO): neurotransmitter secretion
Cellular component (GO): synaptic vesicle membrane; synaptic vesicle
Molecular function (GO): metal ion binding; ATP binding
Source: RefSeq, a predicted model, not a curated record